GUUUAAAUUUAACUUAGUCAUAAAAAAGAGAGAUGCCGCGUUUCAUUUGCGCCAGGUUCCAAGUGGACGGACGUAUUGUUGUUAUUCACGAGUGCUGGCUUGUCGGUGAAGGGCAUUGUAGAUGGCCUCAAUCUGGCAACAUUGAAGAAUUAGUAAAAAUGGGACAAAAACCAAAAUCUGAAUGGGGAGUUUGGGAAAUUGAUAUUCUCGGUGGAGACGAGGAUUAUGAUACCUGCUCCAGAAGAGCCUACAGCACCCAACAAUCAUGGGGAUCUCAUUCAAAAGUUCCGAAUUCCGUUCCUCAAGGUCCUGGCAGCAUGACAACAAUGUCUUCAGGAUAUACCUACAGACCACUGUUGGAUUUGGAGAAGAGUACCACAAGCACAACUUCAUCUUCAACGACUUCAAAUUCACGGAAACGUAAAGCGCCAUCAGAUUCCGAAAUAAAAAUAACUUUGAAACGUCUAGAACAUUCCAUUUCAACUAUAAAUAGAAAUUUAUCUGGAAGACUAAGAGAUAUUGAAGAUAAAUUGAAACCUAUUUUAAAUGAUUCUUCAUCAAAUAACGGUGCACGAAGUCCACCCCCUGCAAGUCCCCCAUAUGUUCCGAAAUAUGACAGAGAGACAGGGAGACAUUGCCAUACUGUACUUCCUCCUGCUAAUACUAUGGAAGAACUAGAUGAAUGGCUCGAUAAUCAGGACUGCUAUGCAGUAGCAAAACGAGUUACAUGCACUGAAUUACGAGCAACAGUUCGUGCCUUCAUGAGAGCAGCUAUGACCAAGAAUCUGGCGAAAACGUUCAGUUGGAGCGGGCUCGGAAUGCGAAGAAUGAAAACAAAAACCAGUUUCAAAGAUCACAAAGCUUUUAAUUACUUAAUUGAUGUCCUUCACGAGACACCAUUCCGACACGCAUCUCAGAGUGAGAUUUCCGACGGAAUAAAGAAGGUAUUGGCUGGAGUCGGUGAGUGGGACGGAGGACGCGCAGCAAGAUACUCUUCGUUCCCAACAAUUGCCUUCUUCCCUUGAAUAAUAUGAGAUGGAAUUUUUCUUGAAAAUCUUCUCGCUUGAAGGGAAUCGGGAACAGAUGGACGUGGACUCUUACAUACUUAUAAUUUCCAUCAAGAUGAUUGUCAGUUACGGCUUCCUCCACCGACCUUGAAUCUGAAACAAAUAACUGAAUAACUACCGACACUGUCUCAUUUCCAUCAAGUUACCUGUCGGUUACGACUCCUUUCACCAUGAAUCUGAAACAAAUAACUGCGUAACUGAUCGAAUACUUGACAUGGACUGGUAACCGGAUGAAAAGCCGUGGUUCGCGAUAUGAUUAAACUGUCUUAUUUCCAUCAAGUUACUAGUUGGUUCGGCUUCUCUCAUGAUAAAUGUCCAUGAAUCUCAGACUGAUAAACGGACCUGCGGCCAUGAUUUCUCAUAUGAUCAAACGGACCUCCUGAAGUAUGCGCACCAAGAUGGCGCACAACCUGAACUCAGGUUGUGUACAAGGUCAUGUUUCAGGUUGUGCGACAUCUUGGUGCGCAUAUUUCAGGAGUACCGAACUGUUAUAUCAGCUUUCCGCUCCCCCAAGAAUCAGGAUGAAUAUAAAAAAUCAAAUCUUGAUUUAUAGACAAGUAUUGAUGGCAAGUAUGCAACCUCAAAAAUUUAAAUUAGGGAGACGUUUGAACUAAAAGACUCCUGCUAGUUUUCCAUGGGCCGGUAGUACAUUAAGUAAAGCAUUGUUUGAUCUCAGUGGCCGCUUAUACAAGAUAUGGUCUGGAGCGGAAAGUGUGAAUGACCGUUGUAUAGAAAGGAAGAACAUUUAAUAAGCUAUAUCAGGGGUGAGCAAAUACUUUCCUGAGUGGGCCAGUCCAGUCAGUUCAUGACAAGUCUUCAUUUAGUUGAAUUUAGUCACUGAGUUUUUUUGCUGAAUGGCCUUUAACCUCAUAGGUUUUAACGGUUUGAUGGGGAUAUUUAACUUUUAUUUUGCUCAUCACUGACGCUGUUCUUCAUAUUAUGUUAUUUAAUUUCUAAUUUUUAUUUUCUUUUUUUUAAGCUGUACAUGUUCUGCUGCUUUACUCUUUCUGUUUUAUGAUUUUUAGUUAAAACUUCUAACUGUUUUAGCAAAUAUUAUAAAAUUAUGAGGGCAAUGCACAAAUAUUUUGGUGAUUUAAAUUAUUCUUCCUCUACCCUCAAGUCCAUGUAUCCGAAAACAAAUGACUGGCUAACUAAUCCCAUACCUGACUUGGACUGGUAACUGGAUGAUAGGCCGUGGUUCACCAUAUGAUUUAGCUAUGUCAUCGUCUUACCUCUCCUCCAGGAUAAAUAUGUAAGUCCUGUAUACGAACACAAAGAUCAUUGAAUCUACUGAAAAGAUUACCAGACAAGCAUGACGAAAUAAAAAAGUGUUCACCCUCAAUUAAAAUAAAACGUCGAAAUUUUGGGGUUGAAAGUUCAGAUCCCGCAUAGCUCUGAAGAAAUUUAAUAACCCUCGAUGGACACCCCCUUCAAUCUCCCAUCUUCAAGUCAAAAAUUUAUUUAACACUUACCGCUUGUGUUUAAUUGCGCGUGCACCCAAGGGAAUUUUUUCUCUAACGAAUCCAGCAACAAUUUGGCAAAUCGAUCUACAUGUAUAAUUCUCACUCAAUGAGUUAUAUUUUCAUGUUUUUCUCUAUGUGCCUGAUUUAUGAAAUGAUUUUUUUUUAAACUAUUCUUGAACCAUCAUGAUUAUUCACCCUUGUUAAAUUGAUCGACUUUUACAAGACUAUGAUAUAGGGAUGUUUAAGCUAUUCUUGAACCAUCAUGAUUAUUUAACUUUUCCUACAAUUUAAAGUCAAUGACUCAUCUUUGAGUCAAGUAUUGGAUCUUUCUAUUUGACAUUAGCUUGUUGGAUGGUUGCUCAUGAUAUGAUAUUGUGAAAAACAUUCUCUAAUAUUUUAUCUGAAUGUCGUAAUGAGCUGAAUGUCAUAAGCAUUUGAGUGAAUACAAAAAUAAACAUGAACAAUAUCGUUAUAUUCAAUAUAAUGGCCUUCUUGGUUCUUCAUUCUGAAAUUUACUCAACUGUUUGUGAAAUUCCAAGCCAGCAUCAACUACUUUGCAUACAAGGCGGUCGUUUAAAACAGAAACCGCGAAUUUAUUGAUCACUCUUACGAAAACGAAGACAAUUUAUUUAACACUUGAACUCAUUUGUGAAUGAUUACUCAAAAAAUUAUGUUCUUUCUAGUAUAUGUUCCUAAUGACCUGAGUUUUGGGACGCCCUGCCUGGAAUUUUCAAAUGUGGGUGUUCUGAAAUUUCUUAUUGCCAAGUUAGACAGUAACAGCUAUCUGGUCCCGUCAGUAUUUUUGACCAGCGCUCCCUCUCCUCCUGCAUACACCCCUGCCGUGUAGUUGUACUCUUCCAAUAUCUAUGUGGCAAUUUUAGUCUUUGAAAAUUGAUGAAUUUAUAAAAUUAAUCAAUACUUGAAAACAUUUUUUAGCACAUACUUAGGGUAGCAAAUAAUUUGCGCCUAGUAAUUCACUGGUCAUGGGUUCGACUUUUCAACUUUUGAUGGUCGGUAUCAUUCUAUGCGCCAACUAAAUUGGUGAACUAACUGUUCCCUAUACUCGUUUUGGACUACCUACUGGAUGAGGGGCCAUGGUGGUCCACCAUAUGAUUCAGCUGUUUACAAACUCUUCCAUACCUUGGAACCAUGAAAACUAAACUGGUAGAGUAACUUUACUCAUAUCCAAUCUGUAUUUGCAUAUGACUUGGUUGUUUGCCAUAAGACUAUUAAUCUUAUGUAUUAUUGGUUUUUCUAUCUCUGUUGUUUUUUAUUCAGUAAUUGUUUAGGUAUCUUUUGCUCAUAUAAUACGUAUGGGAGGGCCAAAACAAUAUAUGGUAUAGAUAAAUUCCCAUUGCAAUUUUUAAAACAUUUUGGGACUUUAUGGACAUCCUAUAUAUGAAAUUUCAUCUAGUUUGGUUUAGCUUACAAGUUACAAUGCUUCUGAAAUGAUUUGCUAUUUCUCAACUUCCCUCUCAUUGGUAUAAAGAUGAAAAUCUAUCAUGUGGCAAUAUGAAAAUCUGUCACUCAUUUAUUUUUCUGUGUUUUUCUUUGACAAACAUCAUGUUUCAAUUUCUUUUAUUGUUUUUUGUUUUUAUUCUAUUAUUAGA
Styela clava is the source of this 4140-nucleotide messenger RNA. NCBI's taxonomy places the organism in Eukaryota, Metazoa, Chordata, Ascidiacea, Stolidobranchia, Styelidae. The record is from RefSeq and is a predicted model, not a curated record.